This is a messenger RNA of Plasmodium vivax (malaria parasite P. vivax), 5334 nucleotides long. RefSeq lists its product as hypothetical. The transcript is spliced from 3 exons. Gene Ontology annotation, molecular function: phosphatase activity. NCBI's taxonomy places the organism in Eukaryota, Apicomplexa, Aconoidasida, Haemosporida, Plasmodiidae. Gene Ontology annotation, biological process: dephosphorylation. The record is from RefSeq and is a predicted model, not a curated record. Bases 1 to 5334 code for a protein of 1777 amino acids.
AUGAUGGCUCGCAAGGGGGCUGGAGAAGGGGAACAACCCACCAGGGAACAUCCAGUCGCGGAAGGAUCUAUCGAGGAGGAGAGCCCCGCCGGACGCCCACAAUGGAAGGGAAGGAAACGCCGCAGCCGGUCGCCCUCCGGCGGCCGCUCAGAAAACUCGUGCGACUCAGCCAGAAGCGACUACUCCUGCCGGUACCUCAACGCAGACAGUUACGGAAAGAACGUGAGUCUGUGUAGGAAGUGUCUUUUUACCUAUUUCAAAUUUAAUAGCGUGACGAAUGUCAUUUACAUGAGGCAUGGAGCCAGGACCCCCAAAAAGAAGAUUCAAAAUAUUUGGCCAUUUAAAGAAGGAAAGGGAGACCUUACCUUCCUGGGAUUUCAACAGUCUAUAAAAAUUGGAAAGUACCUAAGGAAGUAUUACUAUAGCAUGAGGAAGCUCAAUUCUAUUUACAAUGAUGGGGGGAGUCGUUCGGGGGGGGAGAAGAGUAGUGGGUCUCUCGAGUCCGAUGAGGAGACCAACCUGAUGGGGGGAUCCACCCCGUGGGAUGAGCUACUUCCAGGGGGUAAAAUGAAAAAGAGGAAUUUUAAGGAGAACUUGGGGAGUCGGAGGAGGCUGAGGGAGACGAUAAAACUACUGGUGGGUAAACGCCCCCCCGCUGGUCACCCCUGCAGGGUGUUGCACAAGAGGGUGAGGAACAAAAUGGGGUGGACUCCCUUCUGCCGGGAGAGGAAGGGGAGGAAGAGGAGGAAGAGGAAAAAAGGGGAGAAAAAAGAGGAGAAAAAAAAGGAGAAAAAAGAGGAGAAAAAAAAUGACAGAGUUACCCAUGCGAAUCACUUCAUGUGCAAGGAAGGACAACGCGAAGCUGCCCUGCGUUGGACCCGCCCUCUCCAUGCAGGCACACCAAAUGGAGGUCACAAUAAAGACGCCACUAACACUUCGGGGAGGGGAAAGGACCGACUGCCCCCCACCUGCCAAGCGAGCUACCCACAGACACAACAGGAGAGAAUGCUCCACAUAGAGAAGCAGAAGCGGAAAUUUGAUAGAGUGGUAAAAAUAAUAAAACAUUAUUUGUGUGUGAAAACGACCAGCAGUGAGAGGUGCAAGUUAACAGCCUAUGCCAUCAUGUGUGGUAUCCUCGGAAUCACAGAAAAAAUGUUUUUUUUUUUUUUUUUAUUAUCUUUUGAUAAUGACCAGUAUGAUUUGUUAGACGCAGAUUUUAUGGGUGGGAGGGGGAUGGCCAGUGAUCACUUCCGCUCUGUGAGUGGCAAACGGGAGGAUAGACUGCCCCCCCUGUCAAGUCCGCGGAGGUAUCUCCCCAAUAGUAAUAGCAUCCUCGAAAGGAGGAAGAGCUCACUCCCUGCACGGGUUAACUUUAUAUCACACCAAGGGGAUUCUGUAGACACGCAUGUGAAGGUGGGGCCCAGUUCGGGGGACCACCCCGUAGGGCAUCCACAAGGGGGGGGCAGUUACCACCACGUCAGUUUUGCGCCGGUAUAUCCCAAUCCGGUUUGCAGUUUUAUGGAGAAGGAUUGCGAAGGACGCCUCCACACAGGUGAGCAAAAGCAGCAGGAGCAGCAGCAGCAGCCGCGGCAGCGGUUGAGGGAAGCUGCCGAAAGUUGCAUGACCCGUUCAGGUGGAAGUGGCAUCCCCGAGUGGGUCUCCUCCGUGGUGGAGGAGCAGCCGGAGGAAGAACCUUACAGGAAGCGCCCAAACGGCCGGGGAGAACCACCGAAGAGGCGAAGCGAUGCACGAAGUAGGACAAGCGACACCAACUGGAAGGUGGAAAGCGCGCAGAGCUACAGCGACAGCGUGAACCCGAGUUGGGGCGUCCUUAACAGGAGCCUUGGGAAGGGAGCCCCCCGAAGUGGAGCAGCGCGAAAGGGAGGAGACAAGUUCCGCCCGAGCAGUAGCCUCCUCCACAAUGUGAGGUUAUUUUUCGAGUUCGUUCUAAGUGGAAGGCACAAUUCUACGCUUUUCUACAACAGGAUAGUGAAGACGAAGGGUCGGAACGAGAGGAAGUUGGGGAAGCCGCUCGUUAAUUUUAUAUUUGAAUCCUACAUGCAGUAUGUGUUGGGCGAUUUUGCUGGGUACGUCAGUCGUUCAGGGGAGAGGCACGCCGAGCGAGAUGCUGAGGGCCGUUCGGGGCACCCCCACGUUAGCGACUACCGCGGCAACCACCGCAAAGACCUGCUCUCCUACCUGCGGAACAUCUACAUCCUGUGCUCCGUGGUGAACGUGGCGGAGAGCAACUCCCUCAUGCUGAAGACCCUCAAAUCGAAUAACCACUACGUAAAGAGGCUGAAGAAUCUCAUCUUCUGCAACUCCAAUGUGUACAAGCUGCUGAAUGACCACUAUAAGGAUGAAGUGUCUAUCGUUUACCAAAUCACCAAAUGGAACACCAGAAAUUACCUGAACAGGUCAGAACUUUUGCUCAGCGAACCUUGGGCUAAUAUCACUCCAAGUGAUGUAGUAGCAGAGGAUGAGAGGGAUAUAAAAAAUAGAAUUGUACACAUUUUAAAGAAGCACAACUCAGCUGUUUAUAAGAUAAAGAAGAAGCUACACAAAUCUAUCAUUUUGAAAGAUCUGAAGAAGCUCAGCUGCUACUCUGUCAGUGGCUCUUCGAGGGGUGUUCCCUCUUGUGAGACGCGGAAGUUCCUGCAAGAGAAAAUUAAAAACAUGAAGAACCACCUCUUCUUCAAUUGCAAAAGGAGGAACAUUAAGGUCAUUAAGCAAUUCAUCAGCUCGUACGAUUCGUACGUUUAUCAUAACGUGCGUUUGGUGCUGGACAUGCGCAAGGCGUAUAGGAACGUGGAGGUUGAGUGCAGCUCCUCCAGUGAGGGCGUGCUCGCGGUGGGUUCCUCCGAAAGGGGGAGGGAGCACUCGAGCGGGGGGCCAAGCGGACGGGAAGACCGCCCCAAAAAGGAAGUAUCAUUCCGCGAGGGGGGAGAUCCCCCAAAAUGGCAUCAAGCUGCGCAAAGGGGAGGAGCGCAAGGGGGGGAUGCGCCAACUGGAGCAGAGAAGUGGACCCACCUGGAGAGGCCGAGCGGGCUGGACGGAUGCUGUGCGGGGGAUUGCUCCAAUGGAGGUGCCCAUGGGGAGGGCGAAAAAACGGCAAAGGGGCCUCUUGGCCAGAGAGAAGCGGCGCUCGCUAACCAGCUCGCCAAUCCGCUCACCAACCCGCCGGAUGACCCUCCUGACGAUGCGCUCGCUAGUCAGCUCGCUAGUCAGCUCGCUAACCAGCUCGCCAAUCCGCUCACCAACCCGCCCGCUACCCCGCUGGCCAACCCGCGCGGGACGAGGAGGGCCGAGGAGGGCGCGGAGAAGAAGGAAAAGAACAAAGCGAAGAGCUUCUAUAAAAAGAUCUACGAGUGCUACAAGCACAUGUGCACCCUCGAAUACAGCAACAAGUACCUGUCGUGGCUGUGCAGCGGCAUGUCGCUGAUGGACGUGGUCAUAAAUUUUAUGAUAAGCGUCCGUGUGUAUGAGGAUUUCAAUCGGGAGGUGGGCACCGGCUGGGGGGGAGGGAAGAAGUUCAUUCCCAAAAUUAUAGUUUACCUAACGCACCAGUCGUCCAUUCUGUCCUUCCAGUCGUGCGUGGGUGUCAAGCGGAGCUCCAUGAAGAUCCCGCCAUUCGGGGGGUUCCUCUCGCUGGAGCUCGUGCACAUAAGGAAGAAGGGCGGGCAUAGGCAUGGACAGGCGGCGUCCAAGGGGCGAAGUGAGCUUAGCGCUAAGCCGCUCAGCGAGGCCAACAAGGAGGACCACACCGCGCUCCAAAUGGACGGCGAGGCGAGAAGUGCAGACCGGCAUAACGUCCAAGCGUUCAUUCGGGACAAUGACACGGCGAGUAUAUUCUGUUGUAAGGAGGACUGCGUGUGGAAGAGCGGCGCGCGCGAAGGCAAGUACGAGCGCUACCUGCCCAAGUGUGCAAAGAAAAUCCACGACUUUAAAAAUUUGUUCAACCUGCUCUGCUACAGAGAUGGUAAGGGGGGCGGCAAGGGAGGCGGCAAUGUAGGCAGAAACGGAAGUGGCAAUGUAGGCAGAAACGGAAGUGGCAAUGUAGGUGGCAGUGCAAGCCGCCACUUGGGCAGCCACCCGGGCAGCAACGUGGACAGCCUCAUUCAGCUGUACAACGUUUGCCUCAGUGACAGCUGCUCUUACGUGGGGAACGCAGAGCUGAACGGCGGGCAGGGGGGGCCCCGCAGGAGGAGGAGGUCCUUUUACGGCUACUUUGUGAAGUUCACGUUCAAUCACUACUUCCCGCUUAAGCUGAAGAGGAAGAAGAGCAUAAAGAAGUGUAGGCGGGGGGGAAGACGGAAUGGGGGGGAAACGGAGGAAGGAGAAGACACAGGACGGCUGAAGGGGGAGGCAGUCGAACAACCCAAUGGAGAGGUAAGCAGCUUGGAGGGAAGAGCCCCUAAAGGGAAAGUCCCCCCCACUGUGGUAGGGAGGAAAGACAAACGGUUGGAUACAAAUGGGGAGACAUCCCGGUUAGCUUCCCCAAAGGGAAGAAAAAAAACUUUCCAAAGGGGUAAACCCCACAUGCAAAACACCUACGCCGCGCAAACGAGUGACCAAAGCGACGACUGUAGGAAGGGCAAACACCUCAGGAGAGACAAAAUAAUGAAGCGACUCAACAUGAAUAGCUUCAGCUUCGACUGUAAGCACGACAGGUACAUGCACUACGUGUACAACAGCAGUGACCUCAAGUACGGCAGGAUCUACAGCAGGCUUAAUAGAGAAAGCGAUUCUAAGUUCAGUACCAAGAAAAGUGUAGAUAUUAAUAACCGGUUGAUAGAGAGGAGCCGGGUCAAGUCCAACGGAGGGGGCAGCUCCUUCUCCAGUGAUGAGAGUACGCAUGACGAGUUGGAGUUUCGCAACGGGAAGUUUAAGUCCCUUGGCCGGGGUGAAGGCGGAGCGGCGGGGGGAGCGCCUAAGGACGAGGUGGAAAACGAGCUGAACAGUGUAAGCGGUGUGAACGGUCAAACGAAUUACCCUGCGGGGGAAGCCGGACGGGAGCACCUGCACCACUUGAAGGCGAACGAAGUGGAUGGAGGCCAGCCGAACUGCACGCCCAUGGGGUACAGCUUCAAACUCUCCAAGAGAGCCAUGUCCUCCAGGCUGCUAAAGAACUGCAUGACGGAGGAGACGGAAAAGAGGAAGAGGAAGAAAAUGCAAAAAAUGCAACAGAUGCAGAAGAGCAAGCCGGGGGGUGGUAGGAAGAAGGACGAGAGUGACAAAAGGAACUACCAGAAUGAGAACAUCAUUUGUCUGGACUGCUUGGUUAGCUACUUGCGGCAGAUGCUCCGGGUGUACGGCCACCCCGAGAUGUUGUGA